Molecule: messenger RNA, 9903 nt
Organism: Eriocheir sinensis (Chinese mitten crab)
Lineage: Eukaryota; Metazoa; Arthropoda; Malacostraca; Decapoda; Varunidae
Gene: Lrch
Product: DISP complex protein LRCH3-like
Exons: 15
Coding region: 25-2805 (926 amino acids)
Molecular function (GO): protein binding
Source: RefSeq, a predicted model, not a curated record
GGGAGUGAGCGUCAGUGAAGGAAGAUGGCGGGGCGUGGCGGGGUGCACGGCGCGGCUUCUCCGUCGUGCGUGUCCAGGAGCUUGGACAGGACACUCUCGGACGCCCAGGACACGUGCGAACUCAAACUAAGUGGCCGCAAGUUAAAGGAUUACCCGAAAGCCGCCGCCAAGUACAACCUGAGCGACACCGUCCUGGCAGAUUUAUCCCGCAACCGCCUAAGUGAGGUUCCCGCGGAGGUGACGGACUACCGCUCGUUGGAGACCCUCAACCUAUACCAGAAUGUGAUCAAGCACCUGCCAGAGUCCCUCAGCUGCCUGCAGGCCCUCACGCACCUCAACCUCAGUCGUAACCAGCUGUCCGUCAUCCCCGGUGUGGUGUGCUCGCUGGCGGGGCUGCGGGUGCUGGACGUGUCGGGGAAUCGCCUGGUGAGCCUGCCGGAGGAGCUGGGUCGCCUCCACAGCCUCAUGCAGCUGGACGCCUCCUACAACCAGCUGGCGCACCUCCCCCCGGCCCUCGGCGAGCUGGAUGGCCUACGAAGUCUCAACCUCCGCCGGAAUCAAUUACAAACGCUUCCCCCUGAGCUGUGUUUCCUGCGGCUGGUGUUCCUGGACCUUAGUGGCAACAGGAUCUCCACGCUGCCCACUGAGCUCAGGUUCAUGGGGUCCCUCGUCACCCUGGCACUAGACAACAACCCGCUACAACAACCCCCGGCCAGCCUGUGCACGAGGGGGAGGGUUCACAUCUUCAAGCGCCUGGAGAUGAUAGCGGCCAAGGAGGACAAGAAGAGGGGCAUCCUAUCAACAGAGACGGAAUUCAGAAAGACACAGUUGCGCAAGCCUUCCUCCUGCACUGACUUCAGGUUGGUAAAUGGUUUCUUUGAGCCGCGCAACAACAAGCGCAGCACGGUGGACAGCGGGUACAGCACCUGCGACAGUGUGGACCAGCGGUGGUCGCAGGAAAGCCAGGAGGUGGGUCAGGGGAGUGUUGAGUAUGAGGACCCGAGGAAACUAGCAGUAAGGGCGGCGGCGUGCACCAAGGAGCAGCGGCAGGGGCGGGGGGCAGCGGCAGGGACCACAGUAAGACCCCUCAACGGUCUCCCCAAUGGUGACGUGUUGGGGGGGGUUAACGGUGGUGUUGGUGGCGGUGGGACAGGGGGUGACCACACGACCAGCACCACCACACCCAGCGCCCUUUCCACCCCCAGUACACUGAGUCCAGGCGAUGGCUUUAACUUGGAGGACGAGUUCAAUAAGGCCUUGAAGUUGAGGCAAGACUACGAGAACGUGUUUCCAGGUGACCACUCGUCUGGCAAAGACACCCAGAGCCACAGUGGUGCUGCGUGGAGUGUUAGCAGCAGUGGCAGCAGCAGCAACAGCAGCAACAACAACAACCACAGCAGCAGCAACGGUGGCUUGGCCCUGCGUCACCCCCCAGAGCCCCCCCACCCCCAUAACCCUGACCCUGGGGGGGGCUACCUCCUCUCCCACACCCACCCCACCCCCCACCACCCCCACGCCCACAUCCCCACCUACAGGGAGUACGUUGAGGCCAAGCUACAGAGACGCGCCUUAGAGAGCAACAGCAUUUACCGACGGCAGGGUAGCGAUGGCACGACAGCGACAGCGGCGGCGGCGGCGGCGGAGAACGGCACGCACAGAUCCGCCGAGAGUCUAACCACCUCUAGGGCCGACCACCACCACCUCCACCACAACAGUUCCCAGCACCUCACCACCAGGCCGGGACCCAUCGGGGCUGCCAAGUCUUGCAAUGGUCUUGACGGGUUUUCUCAGAGGUUGCCUAGCCAACCCCGCCUGCAAGACCUCACUCGGGAGGACAUGACGAGGGCCGAUGUGAAGGCCCUGCAAAAGGAGGCCGUCUUGUCGUACAUCAAGUCCCGUGUCAGCCCCAGCAAAGGCUCCUCGUCCCCCACCUCCCCAAACGCCAGCUUCGACUCCGGUGACGGAUCCCCUUCCUUUCCCGCUGGUGCGCCCACUGUCAACUCCCACCACCAACACAGCACCACACAGCAACACCCUGCCUCCACCACCUCCACCACGCACCCCCCACACUACUCUAGUCCAUACACAAACAACUACCCAUCAGCGACGCACCACACCUCCUCAAGGGUAGGGACAGGGAGCGGCACAACCACAGCCAAGGUCACGGCGCCCUCCACUGCCUCCACCACCACCACCAUCACCACCAAGACGAGGAAGAGGAGUGGUGGAGGGAGGCCCUUUGACCCUGACGCAGCACACCUCAGCUUCACCUACAGAAGGGAACUGGAGAAACAACAGCAUGAGAAGCAACUGGUGGAGAACUUGAGAACUAUCAUUGAGACGCGUUUGAAGGUCUCGCUGCCGGCCGACAUUUCCUCGGCGCUGAUGGAUGGCGUCGUCCUCUGCCACCUCGCCAACCACGUGCGGCCAAGAUCCGUCUCGUCCAUCCACGUUCCAUCCCCCGCCGUGCCAAAGUUGACGAUAGCGAAGUGUCGACUCAACGUAGAAAACUUCCUCGAGGCGUGUCGGAGAAUUGGAGUGGAAGAUGCGCGCGUGUGUGCAUGCGACGAUAUCGUAACACACUUUGACCCAGAGCGCGUGCUAACAACUGUCCGCUUCCUUGUCGACCCUUCUGAGUCCCUGUUUGCGAGCAAGUUCAAUGGGGCCGCCCCGGAUCUCCUCUGCCUCGGCACCCCAGAGGAGGAGUCUGGCGUCCGUGACCAGCGUACUCUGUCCCGUGUGCUAAUGUGUAUCUUCCUGGCCACCGUCGUGUUACUCGCCUGGUACCCUCCCCCCGACGAGUAGAUGCCAUAGUCGUGCCAACGCUGCCCCCCAGAUUUUCUUUUCCCUCCCGAUGAUGUAGCUCACAUUGAUAUAUCCCCACGUCCUUACUUUGUUGAGCCCAUUCACACCUGUCGUACAUUUCUGAUUCAUGGCUGCAUUUUCCGUCACCAAGCAGUAUAUUGUUAUUAUCAUUACUUGUUUUCAUUACUUGUGCAAAAGUAAACUUCCCAAGGCUAUGAUUCCUUCAACUGAGGAAUAGAUUUAGGCCAUAGAGAAGUAAUAUCCAUGUCUAAGCUGUCCCAUUAAACUUGGCCUUAAAGGAAUCACUCAAAAUUUGGACUUUAACGUGAUUAUAUACGAUAUUAGAAGUCAGGGGCCAUUGAGGAGGGUAGCUCUGGGGGGCAGACGUAACAGCAAGUCUCGUCUGUGGCUGUGACUUUGGUGGUGUCGUGCUGUGGCCUCUGUGGUGCCCUAGUGAGAGUGGUGGUGUUCGCUGUGUGGAGGAGAGACUGUACAGACCGUGCUUGGCCGCCUCAAACCUGCCCUAACACACCUCUGUCCAGGAGACUCAUUCGUGUUCUUAACGUGUUCUUGGCUUCUUGACGCUACUCCUCUGUACCCUGAGUCAUUGACUGUGCCUUGUUCCUGAGUCCUGUCUUACCCUUACUUACCUGCCCUACCACAUCUCUCUUCCCCUCCUUCCCUACACACACACACACACACACACACACACACACACACACACACACACACACACUCACACACUCACACACUUACCAUAUCACCACACAAUGAAUACCUCAAACAUAUGCCCAAUAUGAAAGAGGAAGGGGCCUGGAGGGGGAUGUUUGGGCCUAGGUGUUAGUUUAUUUAUUUUUUUACUCAUCCCAAUGCUGGAGGAGUCUGGGUGAAGUGGAGUAAGGUAAUGUAUGUUCUUGCUGUGUUGUGUUGGUUUGGCUGUGUUUGGAACCUGAGAAGGGACGAGAGCAAGGGUUACAUCAACUUAUUCCCUUACUUGUGUUUCUGAUCCCUUUUCCUUCACCUCAUCCAUAGUUGUGCCUUCUUUCCUUUACAUCAUAGUUAUCCCUCAUGUACCACUCUGUCAUUCCCUCUCCUUUCUUGCCCCAGUAUUCCAUAGAGGAUGAUAGGGGGGUUGUGCUUGCUCCUAUUUCCUCCACUAUAUUCCCCUUAGUUUCACCUUUCCAUUAGUUAUUCCUUUGAUCCUAUAUCCUCGUUUCUUAUUCGUCUUCCUUCCCUCGCUUUCCUACAUCAGUUUUCUAGAGAGGAUGAAAUGGGGGGUUGUGUUUGCUCUUAUUCCCUCCACUUUAUACCAGCCCUUUUUUUUAUUCUUCCUUUCUUUCCUUCUGUCCUUCCCUCCUUCCUUUCUAUGCCCAUAUUCUCCUUCCUUCCUUCAGUCUCUCCUGCAUUUCCUUCUGUCCUUCCUUUCAACACCAACUUAUUUCCUCCAUUCAUUCUUACCCAGCCUUACAACACUACACAACACAACAUGAAUUACAUUAACAUUCACCAUCCCAACUGAGAUAGAUAUAUAGACAGAGACAGAGAAGAGAAGAGAAGAGAGAGAAUGAGAGAGUGAGAGUGAGAGGGGUGAGUGUGUGUAUAAAGAGUAUUGUACAAAGGCUAAAGCUUCACAAUCUUGCCUAACCUUCAUCUGUUGGCUUGCAUCCUGCCUGAUCUUAGUCAAUUACUGCCUUUCAUCCCCUCUCAAGUGCCUGAUAUUAUUAUUAUUAUUAUUAUUAUUAUUAUUAUUAUUAUUAUUAUUAUUAUUAUUAUUAUUAUUAUUAUUAUUAUUAUUAUUAUUAUUAUUAUUAUCAUGGGUGCAUGCUUUUAUUCUAGGCCCAAGUAAGUAAUUGAAUAGCAAGAGGUGGGCAUUACAUAUCACUGGAAGACCAAUACAUCAUAAUUGUUACCUAACACACACACACACACACACACACACACACACAUACACCAGCCAGUAACACAGAUCCUUCCAUCCCUCCAACACAAGACAGAGGAUUCAUGCCGUGAGCAUUGUUUGCUAGACUCAUCCUCCCCAGUGCCACACACACCAUCCAGGGCAUUAAGAGGGCAUUGUUAGAGGCAGGACACAGCAGGGCACCACACAGCAACAGAGGGCCAGGAGGGAGGUGGCCAGGAUGUGUGAUAGGCUGGGCAUCCAUUUGUCUGUGAUCCAUGUCCAUGGCAUGGAGUGUCCAUCAAGUAUCUUUUAAAGUUCAACUUAUGAAUUUUUGAGUCGGGGCAAUCUUAAAGGGAAGAGAAGUGUUGCCAUGGCCAUAGUUCUGGUAGGAUCAUCAGUGGAUGCUUCUCAGCCAUUUCCUACAUGAUUUUUCAGUCAUGGAUCCAGACACAGACACAGACACAAAUAAAGGAUCACAGACAGUUGGAUGCCUUGUUGAAAGCAAGUUGCUGUGUAGUCAAAUCAAACCAAGCUGCUGUACCCUCAGUCUGUAACAUUCCGUUAGGUAAGGUGUUUACUACUGCUACUACUGCUGAGAUGCUUAGGUCUAUUAUGAAAAUUAUAUACACUACUAGGAAAGUGAUUUUAUAUUUUUGUGUGCUUGUAUUAUUAAGUUUAUGCAUUGGAAAAUGGCAUUUUUAGGUAUAUUAAUCAUAAUUAUAUACUAGAAAAUAUGGUUUUAUAUUGUGUGCUUGUAUAAUAAGUUUAUGCAUUAAAAGCAUUUUAAACUAAUGUUAAGCAGGACAGAACAGCUUCAGUACAGCACAAGUCCAUUAAUGUCAUUUAAAAAAUAUCUAUAAAUUUUUAAAUGAUCUGCAUAGUCUGCAUCUCAUUAUCUUGAAAAUUUCUGUGAAGUUUUGCUCAAGGAAAGUUUUGUCUCACCCCUUCAGUGUUUUUAUGUAAGAAUUUUCCUCUGAAAUUUCCUCUAGUGGGUAUUUCAUUUACCACUUCUGCAUAACUUCCUGCACUCCAGAGUUUGGACAGUUGUUAUUAUUGCAUAAGUUCAAGCCUUCAGGAAUUUGAACAACUGAUUCCUUUUUAAUUAUGGUUUCCUGUUUUCAGGAAUUCACAUUAUGAUCUGGAUAGCUCAGAUUAAUGGACUUUUGCUGUGUGUAGUUUCACUUGCAGCUUCCAAGUUUUGGUUUUAAUGUGCUUAAUGCUUGUGAUUGACUCCAUAUCCAAGGGUGAGGAUGCCGUGUAUAGUUGGCGGCAUCACAGCCUUUGUUCUGUCCUUGCUGGAGCCACCAUGAGUCAGCCCGCCAAUGUGAUAUAAUCAGAUCUGUGAAUUCUUAGGUUAUGCUUAUUCCUUAUACAUUAUAUUGUCUCCUACAUCAGUCCAGUCGCCCUUACUGGUGGUCCCUGGGCUCACCUCACACCCCAACACUACAACACCCAAGCCCAAUAUACUCAGUCACUAGUCUUAGAAUUUAAGUGUGAUGAUUUGAUUAGAUUUUUAAUUGGCAUCAUACAUACAAUAUAUACAACUUACUAAUGAUAGCAAGUGGAACUAUAAACAGACACUUAUUUACAUCCUCAACAACAUUGAGGUCACUUUGGAGUGUCAUUAGUGUUGCAUCAAAGUCAGUCAUAAACUUCCCUAAAUAAUCCAUAUAAGAGGAGGAGGUUGGUGUUGUUCCUUUGAGGAUGGCACAUAGGUUUUGAUCCUCCCAAUUUAUGAACAGCUUAACAUAUGAAUAGGUCUAUAGUAUUCAUGCUCAUGUGAUAUUUUGCGCUGAAUGUGGCUGCGUUUAUUGGUCUCAGGAGUUAAUGUGUACACAUGAUCCUUUUUAUCCAUCGUGGGGUGUGAUCGGGCGAGGUGCAUUCACUGGCCCCGGCACCUCACUGCCCCAAGGAAACAAACAAGCAUUUCUAAGUUGAUCACUCUUGUAGCAGUCAUACUUCAGCAGGCUUUGCCAGGGUUGCUGAUGGAGACAUAUCUCUGAGUGUUCAGUAAAUACCAUAUAUACUUGUGUAAAAGUUGGUCUCGUGUAAAAAUCAACCCCACCUCCCUCAAAGCUAUGAUUUGUUGGGUUGAAUAAAUGUAACCUUUAGAAGAGUGGUAGCCAGGUACGUGUUAAGCCUCUCAACUAAGCCCUAAAGGGAAAAAGACAUUCAGAAAUUAACUUUCAUAUGAGUAUAUAUGAUGUUCCUUCAGCCAAGACAAAAUGCCAAGUAUGAUGAGUUGAAUCUAGUCUUGAUCUGUUUGUGACUGGCAAGACAGCAUUGGUCUUGCCACCACCAGCACACACACCAGAGCCACAGUGGUUGGUAACACAGCAUCCAACAACUAGUGCUUGGUAGUUGCAUUAUGAGUCAAGCAGCAGAAGCAGCUUUGUCUCACAUUCUGAUGUGUUGUGUCCUUCAGUAAACAGUUGCUGACUCAUAAACUGUAAGUACUUGUGUAUAAGUCACUGCCCCCUCCUCCUCCAGGCUGAGACAUGCUUUAUUGAGGGAUAAACUUAAACCCCUCCAGAUCAGUAGUAUCAACAUAAAACAACCCUCCAAAAUAGUUGUGAUUAUUUUUAUUGAGGAACACGUUUAACAAACCUAGAAAAGUAUUGUCCACAUUAAACUCACCCUCCUAAAUUUGGCUAUAAAAAGUCUUAUCUGACUUCUACAUGAGUAUUUGCAGCACAUAACUUUACUGAGACAGUGACAGUUUCUAGGAGUGGAUUGUCAGGUCCACUUGUGUAUCUCUUGUGGUAUAUGCAGCCACGAAGCAUCCUGUGAUAAGAGAAUGAGAGUGUGGCUGCAUGUAGCACAAACUUACUGUCAAUCUAGUCUUGAGACAACCUUAAUUAGUAUAUCCAGAAAGGUGCUUUAGGAGUCUCACACACCAGUCUUGUGUCGUGCACUUGAAGCCGCCGUGCUCACUGUGAGGCUUCACUCGCCCUUCCCAUAACUUUUGUAUGUAUGAUCAAAGUGUACUUACUCAGAGCCUUCCUUGUAGCACUGACUCUGAAUUCUGUGUUUACAAUUGCCAUAUAAGGAUCAAGAAGACAACAGGGGGGUAGGAACUUGUUAUUCUUGUAGUAGGUUCUUAGUAGUCUCACACACUCAUACAUUUUCAUGUGUACUUGCAUACACUGCAUUUUUCCCAGACAGACUGAAGAAACUCUGAGAGUAGUCACUGAUGGCUCAAUUAGCUAUUGUAGAUCAUGGCGUGAAUGGAAUGAUGUGCUAUGCUGUUUCACACCUUGUCCAGGGUAGAUGCAGGGCUGAAGGUGUGGCAGGUGUACAGGCAGCCCUUGUUUUACGAGUGAAUUUCACAUUUUUUUGAAGUGUAAAAAUUUUUUUGUUACAUGUUUUGCUUAUAUUAAUGCUGACCUUUGACUUAACAUGUAUUCCUAUAAAGAAAAUAGUGUUUACAAUAUGUGAAAUUCAUUUCACAAGACUUCUCCAGGAACAAACCUCCCACACAAGGAGAGCUGCCUGUAUUGUUUUACUAUGCAGUGUAGAGGAAAGGUUGGCUUGGAGGAGCAAGUACACUGCUGCCCCAAGCCUUGCAUCUUGAGUGGACCAAACCAAUUCAUUAGUGGGUAAAAGUACACACACACACACAGCUCAUUUUUACUGAGUCAAGUUCUCAUAGAUUAGCUAACCAAAGAAGCUCAUGUUUAUCCUUGUUUACACGUUUAUUUAGUCAGGGUUCAGCAAGUACGCAAGUUAACCACUGUAGUUCAGUUAUUCUUGUUUACAUUUUUUAUGUUUAUUGAGUCAGCUUUAUAUAAAUUACUUGAUUAGAGGCCCAUGUUUAUACUUGUUUACGGUUACCAAGUUAAGUUUCGGUAAAUUAAUCAAACAAACAGGGCCGUCACGUUAUGAAGAUGCUUCUUUAUUUUUAUUUGCUGUCAUCCGGUCAGCACCUAUACACAUGAGCAAGAUAAAACAUAAUAAGGUGGUUGUUACCUUGUGCUAAUUUUCUAGCCUGUCACAUUCCUCAUUUCUCAACUCCAUUUAAGUAAGAUUUUUGUCAAAGUAAGCUAUACCCAGGUGCGUGUGUGUGUGUGUGUGUGUGUGUGUGUGUGUGUGUGUGUGUGUGUGUGUGAAGAGAGAGAGAGAGAGAGAGAGAGAGAGAGAGAGAGAGAGAGAGACUACUUGAGCUGUGUCCAUUUGCCUCUAUACACUCCUAAAAAGACAGUCUAAGGCCCUACGAAGACCUGUGACUUAACCUUUGUAAGCUCCCUUAGUUUAACUUUUUACAAGGCCAACUAAGAGUAAGUACCAAUGUAUAUUUUAUACCUGCAAAUGUUCCUUGGUUAUUGUAUUGUUGUCAAUAUUGUAUUAUGAUUAUUAUUGUUUAGGCAGAUUUUAUGCAGCAUACACAUUUUAGCAGCUAGUUUUGCAAGUUUUACAUAUUAUUUCAUUCUGUGCAGGCAUGUUAACCAAGUUUGUACUGUUCCAUUUAGCAUUCAUACCAGGGAAAAAAUACUGGAAAAUUCAACUAAUAUACAAGCAUGAAAUAUUGUUGGAAUAGUAAUUGAGAAACAUUAUCUUUACAACCCUCAGUGCUAGUUUCCAGGGUUAUUUUUUCUCCUGGUAAAGGUGCUAAUUGGAAUGACAUGUGCAAGUUGGCAAACAGACCCGACAGGCAUACACUUUGAUCCGUUCACCCACACCACACUGCAGCUACACAGAUGGAUGGGCAUUAAGCUUACCAGCAAUGUCAUGAUACCCGACUAAAUUUUAGCUAUGGACUCUGCAUAUUUCCGGAAACAGAGAAAGGAAGGUUUUUAUAAGAUUCCAGACAUGGCAGCAUGAACCAAGAUGUAAAACAAUAUCCUACUUCCUCUUGGUUAUCCUUAUAUGAUUCAACUUUUAUGCUGCUGUGUUGGGAUACCUUGUGCCUACAUCUCUCUUUGUAGGUGUAGUGUACAGCAUCCUUCCUUCCUAAUUGCUAUUCUCACUUUACUCACCUUUCGAGGCCAAACACCAAGAUGCCCAAAAUAAUACAUUGAGUUGCAUGCUUCCACCCAUCCAUCAGUUGCUGGACCACUAGGAAGGGGCCACUCAAUGCCAUACUCACAGCUUACUUUCCUUAGCCUAAGAUAGAUGUUUUACUGGUGAGUUUGCCAGAACCCUAUUUUGUUAUUUAUUUUAACUCUAUACCUCACAGCCAAUAAAUGAUUUUGAUUCCA